CGGGAGAGUCUCUGACAGUCACAAUCCGUUUUCAUACACAACUUCAACUUUCCGCUGAUCUUCAGGGCCAAGUACACUGUGAAAGUUCAUCAUGUCGACUGAAAAUGAGAUGAUGGCCUUGCAGACUUCUGGAGGGGAUCGUCCUAGUCAUGUUACUGAGAUCAAGCCACGAGACCACCCCAUAGUCAUCAUUGGUGCCGGCGACUAUGGGAGGUCUUUUGCAGGUCGUUUGGUGAGGACAGGGUUCAGGGUGGUGAUGGGAAGUCGCGACCCCGAACGGAGACGGCCGAUUGUUCCCGAAGGUGUCGUGGUGACGUCAAACUCGGACGCCAUCUCCCGAGGACAGAUCGUCAUCCUGGCCGUCCCACGUGACGCGUUUUCUGAGUUGGCCGAACUCAGGGGCGAGCUGACCGGGAAGAUAGUCGUGGACGUCAGCAAUAAGGAAAAACUAGACACGGCGAAGUCCAACGCUGAGUACCUGAGUGAGGAAAUCUUGGACAAAAGUUCGGUGGUCAAAGGCUUCAACGUCGUGUCCGCAUGGUCUCUGGAGAGCGGACUGGUCGGAGGCUCGAAAGAGGUGCCGAUCUGCAGCGACGACAAGGAGGCGAAAAGCGAAGUCAUCCAACUCGCCAAGGACAUGGGAUUCGUCCCGAUGGACUACGGCUGUCUACGCGCUGCGAGAGACGUCGAGGCCAUCCCCCUCCGCUUGCUCCCGGGCUGGCGUUUCGCCAACAAAGUCAUGUUCAUCCUCAUGGCCGCCAUGUCGCUUUACGUCCUGUUCCAGGGCCCCCUCUACAAGUACGUGACGUUUGGUAUCACCAAGGAUGUUCAGCACUUCCCCGGGAAAGGCAUGAACAGGGUGUUGGCCUGGCUUGCGCUGACGCUCCUAGCGCUGGUGUACUUCCCCGGCAUCAUCGCGGCGUUCCGCCAGCUGGCACGCGGCACCAAGUACCAGCGCUUCCCCGACUGGCUAGAUACCUGGCUCAAGUCUCGCAAACAGCUGGGCUUGUUGGCUCUUCUCAUCGCGACGCUUCACGCCAUUUUCUCCGCCUGCCUCAUGUCGCCUGAGUACUACUACCACAUGUACGAGUUAGGGCCGGUCAUCGAAGGGAGACAGUUCUACGGGCUGAUGUUCUGGAGAGGCGAGCUGCUGGUUCUUACAGGCGGGCUUGCUCUAGCCCUGAUGAGCGUGCUCGGGGUCACCUCCAUCCCCUCGGUCCAGAACGCGAUGACCUGGCGAGAGUUCGUCUUCGUUCAGUCCAAGUUGGGCUUCCUCUGCCUCUUCGUGGGCACGGUCCACUGCAUUGUGUACGGCUCGACAGGGUUUAACAAGUCUUACCUGUACAUAUGGUACACCCCUCCGCCUGUCCUGCUCGCCAUGCUGUUGCCUUGUCUCAUUAUCCUCCUGAAGGUGUUGCUACUCUCUCCCUGUCUGUACCCUCGUCUGAUGCGCAUCAGGAAGGGAUGGGAGAGCAAGCCCAAAGCUAUCCCCGUGUAGUCCCUUUAUAAGAAUAGAGGAUAGCAUUGUCAUAAGCAUGUCCAAUUCUACUACAAGACCUGUGAGGUUGGCACACAUGUUUUUCUUCAUGUAAGGCCAUGCUGAUUUGGUUGAUGGACAGCCACUCCUUCCAGAGAAUGAAGAGUCUACAGGUUCAGCGUCCUUUGCUUUGGUUACGUGGAUGACAUCCUCUGGGCACCUUAAAGCGAACAUGCGAAGAAAAGGUGGAUAAAAGAGUUACCUUCAUUAUGAAGUGGCCAGGAAGAACAAAUAACUAAACACACAGAACACGAUAUCAACAUUAGAUUAUCAAUAUUUGUUCUUUCAAAUUUCAAGGUUUUAUUCUGGAAAACUUCACUUAUUAGUAUCCGUCUUCCGACUUUUUCAGCUUAUGACAUAUCUACAGUAUGGUCGCACACUUAUUUUUGGAAACUGGAGAAAGUUGAUUCCUGCGCGGAUGUCAUCAAUACAACAAAGCCAAUGCGGCUUAAUGGGACCAAAUAAUGCGCUUACAAGUACUUCAAGAGUGCUUCAUAGUCUUAAAAUCGUCUUUGAUGUAUACAUAGUAAUAUGCCAUAUUGGCAUGACAAUUUGAGAAGGAAGACUAUAUGAGAUUAACAAGUGGUAAUUAUGUCUUAGUGCAAAAUUAUGAUA
Molecule: messenger RNA, 2152 nt
Organism: Branchiostoma floridae (Florida lancelet)
Lineage: Eukaryota; Metazoa; Chordata; Leptocardii; Amphioxiformes; Branchiostomatidae
Product: metalloreductase STEAP3-like
Exons: 5
Coding region: 92-1498 (468 amino acids)
Biological process (GO): copper ion import
Cellular component (GO): plasma membrane; endosome
Molecular function (GO): cupric reductase (NADH) activity; ferric-chelate reductase (NADPH) activity
Source: RefSeq, a predicted model, not a curated record